This is a messenger RNA of Ceratina calcarata, 1454 nucleotides long. RefSeq names its product mitochondrial ribosomal protein L3 (gene mRpL3). The record is from RefSeq and is a predicted model, not a curated record. Gene Ontology annotation, biological process: translation. Gene Ontology annotation, molecular function: structural constituent of ribosome. Gene Ontology annotation, cellular component: mitochondrial large ribosomal subunit; ribosome. Lineage: Eukaryota; Metazoa; Arthropoda; Insecta; Hymenoptera; Apidae. Bases 302 to 1408 code for a protein of 368 amino acids. The transcript has 8 exons.
UCACCUCUCCCGCAAUAUCUACACGAGGUGCUCGCAUUUUUUCUUCUCUUUCGUUAUACGUCGCUGUACGUCGCGAUCGCAGAACGUUUCGUUAUUUACACGUUUCGUAAUGUGGCGAAACAUCGAUGAAGCAUCCCGUGCGGAGCACCCGUUUCACGUACCAUCCCCCUUGGAACUUGAAAAUAUCGAGAGUUCGAUUUGAGUUAGGUCUCCUGCAUCGUUACUACUGGACAAAAACGGCAAAUCUGGAUAACACUGUCGUCCAAAGAAUAUUAUUGUUUAUGCAAAAUAAAUUAUUGAAAUGGCAUCAAUCUUAAAAACCAUUAACGGUUUUCAACUGUUCAACAAAUGUUUAACGAGAAGUCUCGAUGUGAUAACAGUCCCCAGUCGAGGUAAAAGGAUGAAUCCUGCACCUAAGAAACGUCACCCCGAGUGGCUUCCAAAACCAACACGCGUGCUCUAUAAUGAAGGCCUCACUUCAGAAAAUAAAGAAUUCCUCAAUGAAGUUGUAGCACAGAAUCUAGCAUCGCAGUCACUUAAAUCUCCACUGAAUGCCGAAUUAGUUCAAUCGACACAGACAUGGACUAAUGGUUCUAAACGUACUGGUUUAAUCGGUAAAAAGAUAGGAGUUUAUCCGAUGUGGUUAAAAAAUGGAAGAAAAGUAUUAACUACCCUGAUACAGAUCAUAGACAAUGAAGUUGUAAAGUAUAUACCACCAGAAGAAUAUAAUCCAGUUGUGAAAUCUAAACAUCCUAAUGUAAGAGUAAAAAAUGGAUGUCUAGUACUGGGUGCUGUGAACAUUGAUCCACAAAAGAUCACUAAGGCAUACUCUGGAAUAUUUGAUACAGCUGGAGUCACACCAAAGAAAACGUUAAUGAGAUUCACAAUUUCUCCCAAUGCUGCACUCGAACCAGGAACUCCUUUAAGUGCAUGUCAUUUCAAACCAGGAGACUAUCUCGAUAUACGAGGGAAAACGAUAGAUCGUGGCUUUCAAGGUGUCAUGAAAAGAUGGGGAUUUCACGGCAUGCCUGCGUCCCAUGGUGUGACGAAAACACAUAGGAGACCAGGUAACAUUGGCUCGGGAGGCGAGAUGGCAAGAGUAAGGCCUGGUACCAAAAUGCCUGGGCAUAUGGGAAAUCAUUGGCGCAUCCUUCGUGGUGUCAAGAUACUACGAAUAAACACCAAAUAUAAUGUAAUUUGGGUAUUGGCUCAGAAUGUACCAGGAGAGACGAACACCAUGUGCUAUUUGUACGAUACUGUCCUUCCAACUAGAAAGAAUGAGUCGCCACAUUUUCCUACCUAUUUUCCGAAUGAAAAGACAGGCGAAGAACUUCCUGAGAAUCUUUACGCGGACGACGUUCAGCCGUUCGAUGCUCCCACUAUCGAAUUUCAGCCGGAGUCAUCGUAAUGGUAAUAGCAUAGCAAAUAAACAAAAUACUUUUUAAUGUGUCAAA